CGAGCGAAGCAUUCGCGUGUGAAUUUACAGCACCAUGCCGGAUCUCAGACGAGUGCACCGCUUUCGCGACCACGCCUGUCGCAGGCGUCAACUGGCGACCGACUCGCUUUGUAGACGAGGUGCACAGUUCGCGUGUGUGUGCCCUCUGUCGCAUGAUUCCAAAGAGGACUGUGUUCUUGCCCUGCUCACACGUCCUAUGCCAGUCCUGUCUCGCAGCCAACUCCCAAGGAUGCGGUGGACGGUGCCCCUUGGAUCAAGAGCCAUUCGAGGAAGCGGAAUGUGCCAGCUUUGAUUUGCCUACCAGAACAGCCAACGCUUUGAAGGUUCAUUGCUGGAACGAAGCGCAUGGAUGCGAAUUUGAAGGAACCAUGGAGGUUAUGCUGCGACACUACGAGAAUGAAUGCACAUUCCACACCGUGGAGUGUUUGCGUUGCGGCAAGCAAGUCCUGCACAGGGCACUGUCAACGCACUAUGUGGCCGAAUUAUGUGCCCCUGUUUCUGUAGCAGGCACAAAGAACAGCUCAUCGGAAUCUGGAGCAUUGACCCUUGAAGGCAUAACGGGUGCUCUCCAAGAACUGGAGACGCUGUUGAGGAACGACAAACACAACAAGCUGCUGUCUGCGAUUCAGUGUGCAAUGAAUGAGAUGUUUGAACAGAUCGGAAACCAGGAAUCCGGGGUGGCCGUGUUCCCUCACAAUGUCGCAGCACCUGUCAAGGCAGAGAUGGCUCAAAUCGCAGCACCGAGUCCCUCGACGUCGUUGCUUUGGGAAACUUCUCGGCAGAAACCUACUGAGGACGCCAGCACGUCGGCUGCAUCGUUCUUGCAGGAAACAACGACCCCUCACAAUGUCGCAGCACCUGUAAAGGCAGAUAUGGCUCAAGUCCCAACACAGAGUCCCUCGACCCCGUUGCAAGAAAGAACUUCUCGGCACAAUUCUACUAAGGACGCCAGCAAGACAUUCCAGAAGGUGUUCUGA
Messenger RNA from Rhipicephalus sanguineus (brown dog tick), 977 nucleotides. RefSeq lists its product as uncharacterized. The record is from RefSeq and is a predicted model, not a curated record. The transcript has 3 exons. The coding region runs from base 153 to 977 and encodes 274 amino acids. NCBI's taxonomy places the organism in Eukaryota, Metazoa, Arthropoda, Arachnida, Ixodida, Ixodidae.